UGCUGAGCGCCGCGGUGGUGCUGGGCGCCGCGCUGCCCGCCGGCUGGUACAUGCUGCAGCUGCAGGAGGAGGUCGGGCGGAGCGCCCGGGAGGUUGAGGCCUCGGGCCGGCAGCGGCAGGAGCUGGCCGCCACCCUGGACGCCGUGGUGCAGAAGGUACGUUCUCUUCAAACCACAUUUGGAGAAUUUGAAUCCAUGAUGAAAAUUGUUCAGCAGAAGCAGGAGGUGAGCGAGAAGGCUGUUAAACAAGGGGAGAGUGAAAUAAACCGGAUCAGUGAAGUGCUUCAGAAGCUGCAAAAUGAAAUUUUGAAAGACUUGUCUGAUGGCAUUCACAUGGUGAAGGAUGCAAGGGAACGAGACUUCACAUCUCUGGAAAACACAGUGGAAGAGAGACUAACAGAGCUGACCAAGUCUAUAAAUGAUAACAUUGCUGUAUUCACUGAAGUCCAGCAAAGGAGCCAAGAUGAAAUCAAUAAUAUGAAAGCAAAGGUUGGUUCACUAGAACAGGCAGAUGUGUAUAAACACGAAAUUAAGGUGCUAAAAGAUGCUUUUGAUGAAAUGCAAGCAUCCAUGAAAAUGAAAGAAAAGGACAUAGAGACCUUGAAGAGUACAAUAGACUCCAUGGAGUCUGAUGUGUACACUGAAGUGAAAGAGUUAGUCAACCUCAAACAAGAACAUGAGAAGUUCAAAGAGGCUGCAGACACUGAACACCUUUCAUUAAAAGCUUUACAAGAGAAAGUUCUGAGAGCUGAGGGUUCUAUUAUGCAGCUCCCUAGUGACAUUAAAAGACUUGAUGAAGAUUUACUGCAAGUUAAAGCCAACCUCAACAAAUGGGAAGAUAAUGAACUCUUCAGGAAAGCCUUAGAAACCUUUGGGAAGAGCAAUGGAGGACUGGAAUCUCGAUUGAGGCACAUAGAAGACAGCCUAGAGUCUCUAGCGUCUGUUGCUGCUCAAAACAGUGAAAAGUUGGAAUCUUUCCUUUCUAAGGAGGCAGAGUAUGAGAAUAAGCUCAAUACCCUAGAACAAAGCAUUACCACUCUUCAGGGACUCUCAAAUACAGACGUAACUUCAGUCACAGAUGCUCUGAAAAAUCUAGGUGAAGCACAGACUUCACUGUACAACGACAUGGAAAACUUAAGGAGAAGCAUCAGUGGCUUGCCAUCCUCUGGUGCUCUCCAGGAUAUCCAGAAACAAAUUAGUACUUUGUUGGAUCAAGGCAAUCAUCAGGCAGGUCAAGCACAUUCUCAAGGCUACCUUGAAAAAUUUUCUUCUAUGGAAGGCUCUGUAGAUGAACUGAGAUCUUCUGUUAGCCAGGUUGAUUCUGAUUUGAAAAUGAUAAGAACUGCAGUGGAUAGUUUAGUUGCCUAUUCGGUGAAAAUUGAGAAUAAUGAGAACAACUUGGAGUCUGUGAAGAGCUCAAUAGAUGACCUGAGGAAUGAUCUGGAAAGGUUGUUCGUGAAAGUAGAAAAAAUACAUGAAAAAGUUUAGGCAGUGGUGCUCCUUGGGCAAAUAAUGGGUUAAGGAAAAUAGCUUUUGUAUGCCCCGUUUUUUACUCUUUUUAAAAGCAAUUUGAUACCUCCAAAGAGAAUAAGAAUACUUUAAUAAUAGAGACAGUUCUGCUUAUUUCCUUUAUUUCAUUUCCGUGUAGUGUUUUUGGAGUUUUUGUUGUUUGGAUUUUUCUUUCCCUUAAGUUUUGUUUUAAGAAAACACGAGUUUAGUUGGGGGUUGAGUUUGUUAAGGGCUCAUCUUCUCUAUGAAGUUGUACCACUGUUAAGUGUAGUGGUGUAACUGAGGCACUACAGCCUCGUUAGCAUGGGCACAUAUUUAAUGGCAUGAAGGUGUUUCACACUGACACUAGAAAUCCCACACAGAAGGGAGAAGGGCUACAGCUGUUCUGGGACCCAAAGCAUACUGCUGCACUCACCGAGGAUUUUACUGGUAUAUUUGGGUUUAAGAAACAAACUAUCUUAAACUGUUUGCUGCAGUGAACUUGAGUGGUGCAAGUGUGGAGCACCUCAUCUGUUUCUGCAGUUUGGGACUCAGAUGUGUGGUCAGUUUACCAAGGGUCAGCUGAGCUGCAGUGUAUUUCUUAGACCUUAAUCUGUACCAAGGAACUAACAAGGUCUGAGGUAAGUGGCACUGCCUGGGGCUAAGGCCUAGGAGAUUCAUUCUUCAUGAUCACAUGCUUCUUUGCCAGCCUCUUCAGCUGCUGGUGCAGAAGAUCAGUGCUUAGAAGGGACAUCUGAAGGACUGGAUUAAUUUCAAGAGGGUACUGUAAUAUUUUUGCCAUAUUUUUAGACUGUUUACAUGAUUAGGCUGUGUCUUCCUUGAAAAGAUCUAAAAUUUGGUCUUUGAUAAGGGGUUUUUCUGUAAAAAUCACCACAAAUUUGAGGAAAGAGAAGGACCAAAAUUGUACCUGUUGUGUUCCAUGUAUAACAAGCAUGCUAUCAACAGCAAUAAUACACUCCAAAACACACAAGAGGGAAAAUCACCAUGAAAUCAGCAGAAUUGCUUCUAUGGCAUAUACAUUUCCAAGUUUUCACACAGCUGACAGUGACCUGAACUCUUCUUACAUAUUCAGGACUUGGCACCUGAUUCUUGUCACUAUUUUUGUCACCAGGUGUCUGGCUGGGGCAUUGGUAGCAAAGGAACCUUCUAGGAGAGUGAGGAAAAGGUGUCAUAAUUCUGUAGAUGGUCUUCUAAAAACUGCUUUCUUGUGAAGCUUCUUUGGUUUUCUGUCUUUUUGGAAAGGAUUUCUAAUAUCCCUCCUUUUUGAGUUUACUUUUCAACUUUAUCCAAAUAAUUGGUAAAGAAGUCUGCACACGGAUACCUUGGAAAUAGGCCAUGGGCAUCAUGCCCACUUCAGCCUGGACCAGACAGAUCCUCGACUGUGUUAGAUAAAAAAUUCCUAGAAAUAGCACCUCCCAGAAACGGGAACAGCACAAGUGAAAAGGAGUUCUCCUAGGUAAAUAGGAUACUGAACCAUAUCCAGUGUUGUUCCUGCUGUAAACGGGAAAGAAUUGCUGUCAGAGAAAGAGGGAGCCAUGGCAUUAAGGUAACUGUUGUCACUGUUGGAACUGCACUGUUCUUUGUUGACUUCUCAAGUUCUUGAACAAUGUUGUUUAGGUUACUGUGAAAUGAACUGUAUGGCUUAUUUGCAGUAUUUUUAAUACAUAAUAAACAUUUGGAAUAUUCUUUGCA
Pseudopodoces humilis (Tibetan ground-tit) is the source of this 3200-nucleotide messenger RNA. It is a transcript of the gene CKAP4, whose product is annotated as cytoskeleton associated protein 4. The record is from RefSeq and is a predicted model, not a curated record. Lineage: Eukaryota; Metazoa; Chordata; Aves; Passeriformes; Paridae. Gene Ontology annotation, cellular component: rough endoplasmic reticulum.